Molecule: messenger RNA, 2622 nt
Organism: Branchiostoma belcheri (Belcher's lancelet)
Lineage: Eukaryota; Metazoa; Chordata; Leptocardii; Amphioxiformes; Branchiostomatidae
Product: dapdiamide synthesis protein DdaC-like
Exons: 6
Coding region: 124-1293 (389 amino acids)
Molecular function (GO): oxidoreductase activity
Source: RefSeq, a predicted model, not a curated record
CUUACCUCAACAAAAAAUCCCUCCAACCUUUGUACCUACUUAAAGUCUGUCCUGAUCGCAAACAUAUUCCCCAGCUUCGCUUGUGUCUGACUAGUAACGCACCACAGAAACACAGCUCGCACCAUGUUGCCCGGCGCUCCCGCUAUCAUGAAAUCCGCUUCCCAGGCGCUGACUCGGGCGGCGCGGCCCCUCCUGGUCCCCCGGGCUCGCGCGCUGGGUCUAGCGGCCCCCGAGCUCGUCCAGUCCGACAACCUCCCCAAGUACAACGCGGCGAAGCUGGCCGGGCGCCCGUUCAUGCCGGGCUCCGAGUCCAAGGGCCUCCCCGCCACCCUGAACCCCAUCCGCGUGGACUUCCCGGCCGUGUUCCACCCCAAGGCGCCGGGCGACGCUGACAGACUGCCGCUGGAGGAGUGGGGCGCGAUGGUGAGGGAGAUCGUGGACAGGGAGCUGCCCAACACAGGUGUGCUGCUGUUCCGCGGCUUGCCUAUCCGGACCCGCGAGGACUACGCUCGGCUGUUCGACGGGACAGGCCUGGCGCCCAGGGACUAUGUCGGACACGCGGGGAGGAGGGAGCAGUUGGACACGAACGUGUACUCCUCUAACGACGACCCGCUGGAGUACACCAUCGACAUCCACACCGAGCUGUCCUUCAUGCCGGCACCGCCGCAAAAGGUGAUCUUCUGCUGCAUCAAGUCUCCGGGCGAACAUGGCGGCGGAGAGACGCCCGUCACGGACAUGCGCGGUGUGAUGCGCGACCUGGACUCCUCCCUGCUGGACCGUGUGCGCACGCGCCAGAUCCGGUACGUGCGCAACAUCCCCGACAAGUCCCGCAGCAGCUGGAACUGGCAGUCCAACAUGCACACCGGGGACCGCGAGGAGGUGGAGCGGUUCCUGACCGGCAAGGGUUUCUCCUACCGCUGGAACGCCGACGACUCGCUGUCCUACUGGUUCAGCACGGACGGGCUGUGCGAGCACCCCGGCAGCGGGGAGACCUACUGGUUCAACCAGAUGACCGAACACAACGGAUCCUGCUUCAAGGUCCACCCCGAGUUCAUGAACGAGACCAAGGACAUCUCGCAGUUCCCCAAACACACCUCGUACGGGGACGGUGAGGAGUUCUCGGCGGAGGACCUGGCGCACGUGCGGGAGGUGCAGUGGAAGAACUCGUACGGCUUCCACUGGCGGGUGGGAGACGUGCUGGUCAUGGACAACUUCAUGGUGGGACACGGCCGCAUGGGCUGCAACCCCGGCGUCACGGAGAGGAAGAUCAUCGCCAGCAUCACCAAGAACUGAGCGGACUGACUCAUAGCAAACCAUGAACCUGAACAUUUCGGCCAUAUAUAUAGGUAUAUAGUAGAGGGGAUUCAUCUCGCACACGCAGUCGUCCUAGCCUCCAUAGCAUGCCAAAAAACUGGGGGGGGGGCGUCUUCAUGGUCGUUGGGAGCUUUUAUGUGUUAUUUUCUGUUUGCAUAUAGACAACAUAGCCGGCCUGGUUGAAUUACCCCCGUUUUUUGAACUGGGAUAGUAAGAAAACAGCAGAAGACCUCCAAACCCCAGUUCUAUAAGCCUGCUACGAAUGUUACAGUCGUCCCUCAGUAAGACAUCUGGAGCCACAAAGUUCCCGUUCAGAACUUUUAUUCAGCCUGUCACAUAUGCCUCCACUGAGGGACGACUGCGUGUGCGAGAUGUCGGUUAGUUUGAGGAAUGAAUUCCCUCUACUAUAAACUGAACAUUUCGGCUAUUUCGGAAAGCCAAGAGUUGUCAACAUUGAUAUUAUCAUUUUUUGUCACCAAGAAAUUAUUAUCUGCUGUUUUCGCAUGGCUUGUGUAUAUUACCCGAUGAUCAAAAUCAUCAAGGACGUAGCAGCUUAUUCGGCAAACUAGAAACUGAACAUCACAACCUUAAAACACAGACAUUCUUUUGGUAUAAUUUUUCCUUACCAAUGUAGUCAGCUUCGCCAAGUAGCUCGGAGACACGAACUGUAAAUAAGUGUAUUCAGUGCAAUUCUAACAGUGUCGGAUGAGCGAGCAGUACGGACCAAAAAGGAUUAAGGUAGGGUGAAUCGUUGGAGAAGUUUUUUUGUUCAGUUUAACAGUUUGUCAUUUUUUCCUCGGACGUUCUUGUUUUAACUUGUACUCGUUUAGAAAUGUCUUCUAGAUAGCGUUCCCAAGACAACCCUGCUCUGAUCAUUCCAUGAUUAUUUGCAUGUUGUACAGUUUAUAGUUUCUAGCUUAGUUUUUCUCCUCGUUUUUGUCACCACAUGCAGUGUAGCGUGUGACGAAACGUUACAAACUUGUAUGAAAUAUUCCGAGCACGAAAUGUGAAGCUGUGAGGUUACCGGACAUUUUCUGUACUACAAAUGUAUUAGAAAUAGCGUUAUAUAUACAUGUAUAAUGUUAUAGGCUUAAAUAACAAUUAUGAUUACUGGUAGAUAGGUUAUUUAAUCUAGUCUAUGAUAUGCUGUAUCGAAAUGUCGUAUAUGCUCGUAUAGAAAUGUCAAGCAGCUAACUUAAGACUUCCUUCUAUAUUUUAUAAGCAUUACACUAGUACUCGCGCGAUGUAGUCGCUUCAUGUCAAUAAGAAUGUAAGAUAUUACGAAAACAAUAUAAAUUUAAAUUGUGA